Histoplasma mississippiense is the source of this 375-nucleotide messenger RNA. RefSeq lists its product with no specific name. NCBI's taxonomy places the organism in Eukaryota, Fungi, Ascomycota, Eurotiomycetes, Onygenales, Ajellomycetaceae. Bases 1 to 375 code for a protein of 124 amino acids. The transcript has 4 exons. The record is from RefSeq and is a predicted model, not a curated record. Gene Ontology annotation, biological process: mitochondrial electron transport, ubiquinol to cytochrome c.
AUGACGACGAAGAUGAAGAUGAAGAUAAAGAUAAAGAUAAAGAUGGCAUGGAGAGAACCGCAACCUGGCACGAGUGGAGUUAAGCCCAUCCGUAUCGCCUACGUCCGCUCGCUCGGCCAAGUCAAGAAACAACCUCAGUUUGCCGGCUUUCCUCUAAAAACCGUCACUCGAUACGGCACAAUCGCCUCAGCCUUCGGCGCCACCGCCGGCAUCUUUGCUGUUUUCUUCUUCGGGGAGGUCCCCCGCGUACGGAAGGAUAUCUUGAUGAACAUCCCCGUCAUUGGCGGAUACUGGGAACGGAGCAUCCCUCCUGAAGAUAAUGUUAGUACAUCAGACAUCCGUUGCCUCUUAGCGCACCCCAUGAUCAUUAUUUAG